AUGGCCAUGAUGCUGAUCACCAAUGACAGACAGAGCGGGAAGCAUCAAGGGUCACGCAGUCUUCAGUGCAAGUCGCAGCGCAGCCCAUCGCAGACAUUCCCUGUUUCUGGCUUCACACGUGAUCUGCCCGACCUGGUCAUCAUCAGCCACUCCGGAAGAUACGAUUACCUCUUCAAGCUCUUGCUUAUUGGAGACUCUGGUGUCGGAAAAUCAUGCCUGCUGUUGCGAUUCGCCGAUGACACGUACACCGAAUCUUACAUCUCUACCAUCGGCGUCGAUUUCAAAAUCCGGACGAUCGAACUCGACGGAAAGACUGUCAAGCUACAAAUUUGGGAUACUGCCGGUCAAGAACGAUUCCGAACAAUCACCUCCUCCUAUUACCGAGGCGCUCAUGGCAUCUGUGUGGUCUAUGAUGUGACAGAUAUGGACUCGUUCAAUAACGUCAAGCAAUGGCUACAAGAAAUCGACCGCUACGCUACUGAGGGUGUCAACAAGUUACUCGUCGGCAACAAGAGCGAUAUGUCGGACAAGAAGGUGGUCGAGUACACCAUGGCAAAGGAAUUCGCUGACAGUCUGGGAAUCCCAUUCCUCGAGACCUCCGCAAAGAAUGCAUCCAAUGUUGAACAAGCCUUUUUGACCAUGGCCCGGCAGAUCAAGGAACGCAUGGGUACCACUACGGUCAACAAUAAACCUACGGUUCAAGUCGGACAAGGCCAAGGUGUGCAAUCAGGUGCUGCUGGAGGCUGCUGCUAA
Molecule: messenger RNA, 753 nt
Organism: Fonsecaea pedrosoi CBS 271.37
Lineage: Eukaryota; Fungi; Ascomycota; Eurotiomycetes; Chaetothyriales; Herpotrichiellaceae
Product: GTP-binding protein ypt1
Exons: 5
Coding region: 1-753 (250 amino acids)
Molecular function (GO): GTP binding; GTPase activity
Source: RefSeq, a predicted model, not a curated record